AUGGUUGCUUUGCUCUGCAGCAUUGAAUAUACCAAGAAAGAAAGAACGAAUAAAAGCACCGGAAAAGAAGACAGUAGGGAAGGUCAGUUUAGCGCUCCCCGCUCUGCAACGAGCCGAGAAGAAAAUCUACUUUGUUUUGCCCGAUCAACUAUUGAAGAAAACGAUUGUCUGUCUGAUGUACCUGAUCCGUUUGAGGACUCUGGGUCUAGCUACUGCCCAGAUUCAGAAGACUCUUCAGAGGGUGCAAGAAACAAAAGAAAAAAAGAAUACAUACACCAAGUGAAUAAGCGCCUUCGAAGAGAAGCCAUCCCAGACGAUAUUGCAGACGAGAACAAAAGAGCGAAAAAAUUUCAACAAGAAAAAAACGAACGAAAAAGGAAUAAAAGAAAAUUGCUUCGUAUGCUCGGGAAGGAAUAUGAAGGCAAGAAAAGAUUGGCGGAGAAUGGAGCAUCUGCAUGGCAAUUCGCAAAAAUACCUGAGUACAUUGUAUAA
Molecule: messenger RNA, 492 nt
Organism: Acanthoscelides obtectus
Lineage: Eukaryota; Metazoa; Arthropoda; Insecta; Coleoptera; Chrysomelidae
Source: the annotation of a GenBank genome assembly